Messenger RNA from Purpureocillium lilacinum, 1485 nucleotides. Its product is annotated as tRNA (adenine-N(1)-)-methyltransferase catalytic subunit trm61. Gene Ontology annotation, biological process: tRNA methylation. Gene Ontology annotation, cellular component: tRNA (m1A) methyltransferase complex; nucleus. The record is from RefSeq and is a predicted model, not a curated record. Lineage: Eukaryota; Fungi; Ascomycota; Sordariomycetes; Hypocreales; Ophiocordycipitaceae. Gene Ontology annotation, molecular function: tRNA (adenine(58)-N1)-methyltransferase activity.
AUGACCAGGCCGUCGCCCUUCCUGGAGCCGGGUCUCCGGACCUCGGCGAAUUCUCUCGCCAUUGUUGGCCUGUCGCGUGACAACUACCAACCCAUCACCCUCGAGCAGUCCUCCGGAGCCGUCGACGGAUACGCAGAGGGCGCGACGCUCAACACGAGAUUCGGGUCGUUUCCUCACUCUACUCUCAUCAAUGUGCCAUGGGGCUCGCAAGUCCGCGCGUCGCUCGUCGACACGGGAUCGCGAGGGCGCAAGCGAAGGCGGGAGGACGUGGAGAGCGAGAGCACGCCCAUGCCGAGCCAGGACGAAACCGACGACAAGUCUGGGCAACAAGGCCUGGCAAAAGCAGUGACCGCAUCUAGUGGAUUCAUCUAUCUCCUGCGGCCCAGCCCCGAGCUGUGGACGAGUGGCCUGCCGCACCGAACGCAGGUCGUCUACACUCCCGACUACAGUUACGUCCUUCAGCGCAUUCGAGCCAGGCCAGGCACGCGGAUAAUAGAGGCAGGCGCUGGCAGCGGCAGCUUCACCCACGCCUCUGCGCGAGCAGUCUACAAUGGGUAUCCCCGCGGCGACACGGACAAGAAGGGCAAGGUCUUUUCCUUCGAGUACCAUCAGCCGCGCUUCGAGAAGAUGCAGGAGGAGAUAAAAAAUCACGGCCUAGAUGGCAUCGUCCAUAUAACGCACCGCGACGUAUAUCAGGAGGGGUUUCUGAUAGACGGCAAGUCGCCUCAGGCCACGGCCAUCUUUCUCGAUUUGCCUGCCCCAUGGGAAGCUCUGCACCACUUGUCAAGGCGAAAGAUUCACAAGGGCGGCAAGCCGGACGACAGCGAUGACGCCUGGGAAUCACCUCUGGAUCCGAAGCAAAGCGUCCACAUCUGUACCUUUUCACCGUGCAUAGAGCAAGUCACCAGGACGGCCCUGGAGCUUCGCACCUUGGGGUGGACCGACAUUGAUAUGGUGGAAAUCGCCCACAAGAGAAUCUCCGUCCUGCGAGAACGAGUUGGAAUCAAUUAUACCAGCGAACGAGGCAUCAACGCCACGCCCGCCGACGUCACGGAAGCGGUCAAGAAGCUCAAGAGCGACCUCAAGCGGACGCAUGAGUUUCACAAAGGACACAAGCCUGACAACGUCUCCGAGUCGUCCGACACCAAGAUGGACACGGACGAUGGGGUAUCAAAGCCCGAGAAGAACGGAGCCGACGACCCAGAGGUACCGAGCGAGCCUCCUUUCAUGCAGGGCCGCGUCGUUCACCGCACCGAGAAUGAUAUCAAGACCCACACGUCCUACCUGAUGUUUGCCGUCCUACCACCAGAGUGGGACGACGAGGCAGAGGCUGCGGCCCUGGCAAAGUGGCCCUGCGGCCAGGAGAAGAAGACGAUCGGCAAUCUGGACAAGCAGGCGCGGAAGCAGGAGAAGAGGGAGAUGUUGGCAAGCAAGAAGUCGAAGAAGCAGAAGGUGGAUGAUACCCGGGCACCGGCGUCUACGUGA